ACCACCACCACCACCUCCACCACUAGGUCGAGUCUAGGAGGAGGAGGAGGAGGAAGAGGAGGAGGAGGAGGAGGAGGGAUGAGGCGCGCGGUGGAGGGGAAAUGGCUGCCGAAAACAAGCCGGAAGGACUGAAGAAGAUAAGAAAUCCAGAGCGAAUGGUCCGGAUUGCCGUUGGUUACACAGGACACACCCCUCCCAAGAGUGACGACACUGACGCCAACAAUGAGCCAGGCCAGUUGAAGAUCUACCUUCCUAAGAAGCUGCUAGAGUGUCUGCCCAAAUGUUCCUCUCUGCCCAAGGAGCGCCAUCGCUGGAACACCAACGAGGAGAUUGCUGCAUAUCUCAUCACUUUUGAGAAACAUGAUGAGUGGCUGACGACAUCGCCAAAAACCAGGCCUCAAAAUGGCUCUAUGAUCCUCUACAAUCGUAAGAAGGUGAAGUACAGGAAGGAUGGCUACUGCUGGAAAAAAAGGAAAGACGGGAAGACCACCAGAGAGGAUCACAUGAAACUCAAAGUCCAGGGAGUAGAGUGUCUGUAUGGCUGCUACGUCCACUCCUCCAUCAUCCCCACCUUCCAUCGUAGAUGCUAUUGGCUGCUGCAGAAUCCAGACAUUGUGCUUGUGCACUACUUGAAUGUACCGGCAGUGGACGAUAGCGGGAAGCCAUGUGGUCCUGUCCUUUGCUCCAUCAACACAGACAGAAAGGAGUGGGCCAAGUGGAGCAAGGAGGAGCUCAUUGGACAACUCAAACCCAUGUGUGCUGGAAGCAGCCUGCAUCAAAAAUGUUCCAGUGUCAAGCAGCGCAUCAUCUCAUCCAAGCAGGAGUCAGGGACAGCAGCGGGAGGUGGAGGUGCAGCAGGUACCGGUGUAGCGGCAGGCCAGAGAGCUGAGGAAGCAGAUGGCUCAGAGGUUCAGAACAGCGAUGUGUCAGAGGGCCAGACAGAGCGCACUCCUACCGGGGGCAGGAGUAGAGCCGGUGGAGGAGAGAGGAGGAAUGGCAGGAUAAACAACAAACCCUCCCUACUCCCACAGAGCAGCAUGGAAGUGUCCUCAUCUACCUCCACUAACCAGGUGGAGGUCCCUGACACCACCCAGAGCUCCCCAUUGUCAAUCACCAGCGACAUGGCUGAUAGUCCCGCUCUGGCUAUUGGGGCAGGCUUGACACAGAGCACAGCUGUGUUCAUGUCUGAGGUCACCACGCUGACUGGUGAUUCAGUUUUCUCUGCAGGCCACACCCACCUGCUGGAAUCCACCCAUGAAAGCCCCACCGCUGGCAUCCUGUUGGCCGUUGCCCCUGAAAAUCAGAGGUUUGCUUCGUUUCCGGGUGGUGUGGGCUUAGGGGAAGCCGGAGAGUUGGUUCUGUCAAGCUCUUUAGACUCUGGUGGAGGAGUCAGCAUUCCUGAGACCACCAUGAACUUUGACCCUGAUUGCUUCCUCAACAAUCCCAAGCAGGGCCAGACGUAUGGAGGAGGUGGAGGGAAGGCUGAGGGAUGUAACGGCGAUCAUGGAGGACUUCACGGCUCCUCCAACGGCUUCAUCUACAACCCGGCCCUUGUUAACAACAUUAAGACGGAACCUACACCCUUGGAGCCCCCGCUGGCCGCUCAGAGCAGCUAUGUAGGGGAAGGGACGGGCCUCAGUCCCAGCACCACCCUGGAGCAGAUGGACUUCAGUGCGGUGAUGUCAUCAGCGUGUGUCCCAAAUCUGAGCCAGCCUGUACACCACCCCUCCCCCAGCCUCUUCCUCCAGGCCUCCCCCCAGGCAAGCCAGCCCUCAAAGCUGCAGACCAAUGGCACUGAGGCCACACAGGAACCAGGCGAGGCACAGGCUUUUAUCGGCCUGCCCACGGUGCAAACAGACAUACCAGUCGCCAAUGGAGACCCGCAUACAAACCUCCACCAAGCCAGCCCAAACCUGCAGGGCCUGUGUGGAAGGAAUGGACAAGAAGCAGCUAUGGGCUCUUUUCCUCUAAAACCACAGGAUACGACCGCCGAGCAGUCCGGCAGCAGGGGACAUCGAGAGGUCGGGGGCCUAGAUAAGACUUCUCAGAAUGGAGGGGAGUUGCUUCUCAAGUCUGGAGAUCCUCACGUUGCCUACACAAGUGUUGACACCGAACACUACCCGCAACCCACUGAUGACAAUGGAGGAGGAGAAGAGGGAAGAGGUGGUGGUGGAGGACUACGGGACAAUGAAAUUCUCUGUAAUGGCGUUAGCUUGUCAGGGGCCAAUAGUUCUCUGGUGGCCAACAGCCAGUCAAUAGCUGCUGGUACAAGCAUCGAGGGGGCACUUUAUAGCUCUCCUCUUCCUCAGCAAGGGGUGGGGGCAUCAACUGCAACAACAGGGGCAGGAGCGGCCAUUAGUCUGGAAGGCUUUGAGGCUUCCUUUGGAAGCCAGUUCUCUGAUCUUAUCAAUGAUUUCAUCUCAGUUGAGGGGUCUGGAGGUGGGGUGGGGGCAGCUGUGACCGGGGUUCUAAUGCCUCAGGAGGGGGCGGCAGGAGAGGGGCGGGGCACUGGAGCAGGCCACCUGCAGGGCUCGGAGGUGGAGCAGGGAGCUCUUGGAAUGCUCCAGGGGACUGGGAGGCUGUUUGGUGUGACGGACUACUCCCCAGAGUGGUCUUAUCCAGAGGGUGGAGUGAAGGUGCUUAUCACAGGUCCGUGGUUGGAGUCGAGCAGUGAGUACAGCUGUCUCUUUGAUCACAUCAGUGUCCCUGCUGCACUCAUCCAGCCCGGGGUGCUGCGCUGCUACUGCCCAGCACAUGACACAGGACUGGUGAUGCUACAGGUAGCUAUGGGCGGUGAGGUCAUCUCUUCCUCUGUGGUGUUUGAAUACAAGGCGCGUGACCUCCCUGCCCUGCCAUCUUCUCAGCACGACUGGCUGUCCCUCGAUGAUACUCAAUUCAGGAUGUCCAUCCUGGAGCGUCUCGAGCAGAUGGAACAGAGAAUGGCUGAGAUAACCAAUCAAAACCCCAGUUCAGAAACCAUGGCAACGAGGGAUGGAGGAUUGGAGGGAGGAGGAGCUACUGAUCAGCAGUCUCAAAUUUCUACUGAUCAAGGUUCGUUCGAAGGUCGUGUUGUGGUGGUUUGUGAGAAGAUGAUGUCUCAGCCCUGCUGGGCUUCGUCUAAUCAGCUCGUUCACAGCAAGAACUCCAGAGGAAUGACCUUACUGCAUCUGGCUGCAGCUCAGGGCUAUGCAGGGCUCAUUCAGACCCUCAUUCGCUGGCGUACAAAGCAUGCAGACAGUAUUGACCUCGAGCUAGAGGUGGAUCCUCUCAACGUAGACCACUUCUCCUGUACUCCAUUGAUGUGGGCGUGCGCUCUGGGGCACACUGAGGCAGCAUUGGUGCUUUAUCAGUGGGACCCAAGAGCUCUGGCUAUUCCUGAUUCGCUUGGACGCUUGCCGCUCAACAUUGCCCGAUCCCGGGGCCACACUCGAUUGGCUGAGCUCUUAGAGCAGCUGCAGCUGACUCCCCAAGCUCAGGGCCAGUCUGCUGACACUUGGAUGGACAGGUGGAGAGGAGAGUCACAGACCAGCGGAAUAAGCAACAGCCCUAUGCCAAACCCUAACUUAGAGCUGAGGAGAGGCAGGGCGGAGAGCCAACCAGACAACCCGAACCCGAACUGGAACCAAACAGGACACCGAGCCCAGCCGGGAACCCAGGGAGAACAGGGAGGCCCACCCCCAGCCAAGAGACUCAAACCCAGCCCCGACACCCAGCAACAGUUAGCUAACUCAACCCCUGGUACCAACACCCUCUCCACCCUCCUCAACUCGUCCCCUGGUCCUAACCCUCAAUGCUCUCUCCUCCCCAACACCCUACAAACUCAACCCUCCAACCUUAGCUGUCAGAAAGCAACCCCGGCCAGCUCGAGCCCGAAUCGACCUCAGCUCCCCAGCCCUCCAUUCUCCCACCUGCAGGCCAGGAUAGGGGGGUCAGGAGGGGGCAACGGCUGGAGUCCGAGACAGACUCUGGGCCAGCGUAGCCUAGCCAGGAGGAUUCUAGGAAAAGAACGACUGGCCAUUCACCUGCGCCAAAGGGUGCUGUGUGACAGGGGAGAGGAGACGGAGCUGCUGACCUAUCAGGAUAACACAGAGGACCUGCAGAUGGACAUUACGAUGCUUGCUGAUCACAUCGUGGAGGCUUCAACUUGUAGGCUCAAGCAGGAGGAAAUGGCAACUGAAACGGACCCCAGGAUCAGCGGUGAUGUCAAAUUACUGACUGGUUACCUCGGUGAGGUGGAGAGGUUUCUAAACUCUCAGACUCCUAGCCCCAAACCAAACUCUCUCUCAGGGCCUGAGGAUCAGCAGAGUCCACAGGCUAAAGAAGCCCUACCCUCCCUCUCUGACUGGACCUCCUUCCUCUGUGCAGCUAUGAAAGAAGAACGGUUAAAAAGUGACUCCUGUCUGGCCAUGACCGAGGCAGAGCAGGGGGAGCUGUAUGAGACCAUCAGGCAUGCUCUGCACUCCCUCAGAAAAAACAAGGGUCCCAUUCAGGAGCAACGUAAGGAGAUUGCAGCAGUGAUUCAGCGCUGCUAUAAGAGAUACAAGCAGUAUGCACUUUAUAAGAGGAUGACCCUGGCAGCCAUCCUGAUCCAGAGUCGUUUCCGGAGUUUCCAUGAGCAGAGGAAGUUCCAACAGAGUCGAAGAGCAGCGGUCCUCAUCCAGCAAUACUACCGCUCCUAUAGACACUCCCUCGGGUACUUCACACACACUCUCACACACGGAAAGGGCAUAUUCAUGCCAAAGAUUUGUUCUUACUCCUGUGUCUUCCCUUACAGCAGCCUCCUGACGAAAAAACAAAACCAGGCUGCUCGCAAGAUCCUGAGAUUCCUGCUCCGAUGCCGCCACAGCCCCUUGAUGGACCACAGGCCGCUGAAACGGGGCGAAAGAGCAGAGAAAGGCCAAGGGUCCUGAGAGCCCACCUCUAGGCCCACAUGCAAAGCCCCCUCAGCCUGUGAGCAAUCUAUAAACCCACCCCGCCCUCCAUCUUCCUCUUUUUCCUUUAUUCCAUCUUCCCAAAAACUCCAUUCCUCAACCCCGUCUCCUGCCCUUUCCAUUUCCCUCCCCGGCCUGCUUUCUCAUCCUAUCUUCCUUCUUCUCUCAAGAGGGCAAAAAACUCUUCCCAGACGGACUGAGGACAGGAAAGGUGUCCAUCAUGGCAGCUCAGACUGACAGACUGCUGGGUAGAGCCACGGGACGUGGCUCCACCCACAGCACUGAUCCUCCUCCACAGUUUCACUGGGAGGCCAUCACAUUAACCUCAUGGCAUUCUUUGCACUCCUCAUGGGUAUGUUUCUUUGCAAGAGCAAGUCGACGAGUCAGACAAGAGAGCACAAGGAAGCGCCUGGCGACGACAUCCUGACUUUCAUGGCAGCGUCUGGACAUGCUGGCUCAAGAUAAAAGCUACUUUGACAUGCAGAAAAUAUACAAACCCUGUUGGAUUUUGUAUCCAAACAGUAAUCCAUGAAAGAAUAAGAAAACAUAAACCAAAAAACUCACUUCUGUGUUGCAUUUGCAUGCAAGGUUUUUUCGCUUAUUCCUCCUCUCCAUCACCCUGAAGAGCUAUAGUGGCAAAUCAUUCUGCUAAUUCAGUAUAUCACAGUAUCCCCGACCACUCCGACUCACAGGCUUACAAACCUAUUAAUCCGUCACAUGAUCAAAGAGGAGGAACUGCACUUGAAUGUAAGAGGGGCAUUGUUAGAUAAGGGUUGGGGUCUGAAAAACGAUGUCUUAAUUUGUUACAUGGACUUUGUAUGGAGUCGUUCUCAGAGGCAGCACUUUGCUUGCCUGAAGUGGUGUGUCCGUGUUUGUUCGAUUCAAUGCAUGUGUUUGAGCUAUAAGCUCCUGCAUGCUUGCCAAACUGCUUUAGUGUUGUUUAUUUUGUAUUUCUAUGUGUAGUUGUGUCUCACUUAUGUCCUCAUCGACUUAUCCUUGCCCUGUGUAAUGUGAACUGUGUAAGGACAAAUGACUUAUUUUGGGUGCUUUUUUUAAACUUUAUUUAUUUAUUUAAGGUUCUGAUUAUGUAUUUAAUUGGCUCAAGAGUGGUUCCGCUUGAGACUGGUUUUCCCCCCUUGUGUGGUAAAAUAUGACAUGUCCCGAUGGUUAAAUGUCUCUGUUAGUUUGUUCUUUGCGUGAACCUCUAAAUCCUAACUGCGGUUUCGAGGAGAGAGUCACAUACCAUUGCCUUGACUUCUUCUUGACUCUGAGAGGUCUCUAUGCUUGCUCUGUACAGGACAUGGGUCGUAUACCUGCCCCUAUACAGGGCAUUGGUCCCCGUACUAGCCUAUAUGGGCAAUCAAAUCCAUAUUUUGGACUAUUGCAUAUUCCUGUAUAUAAACUGACGAGGUAAGGGAAUACAAGGACCCUGACACUUUUUCAUAAGAGGACUGUAUUUAAGAUUAUAAAUUAUUUUACUCCCAUAAUGAGAACUUAAGACAGAGACCUGGGUACACAGGAUGGCUGUAUUGCUUGUAAAUAUUGUAAAUAUUACAAACGGAGUAAUGUGCAUGAGAUUUAAGACAAAAAGAAGAUGUUAGUGGCUAUGGACUGUGAGAGGAUUUUAACUGCUUCACUUUAAGAGUAUCCAGUAUAAGUGUUACUGAAAAGAACAUUUUGUUAAAGCAUGCAACUGAAAAAUCUAAUGUUAGAAUUAUAAGUGGGAAAACAAACUUAGCUGAAACAAUGAUCUUUCAGACAAAACAUUUACAUUUUGUGCUUUUAUUUCUUGGCUAGCAAAAAUUAAACCCUUUUUGCCAGUAGUGCCAAUUAUUAUGAAUGCUAUUUUGCGGAACAAUAUGUUAUGUUGGGGAAGCCAACACCCAAAAGAUAUCAGUAGGAUCCACAGAGGCAACACACAGACAAUAAACCUCGUAAGAGAUCUCGUACUAGCGACAAGCUCUGGGGUUUGUCUAAGGCAAACGUAAGUGUAGACAACCAUGAUGCAAGUAUGAAGAUGAUACUAAUGGUGAUGUUGAUGGUCAUUUUAAUAUGAAUACAAUGAAUGAAGACCCAAAACGGGGAGAGGGCGCUACAUUAUUUACAAUGUGGUUGUGCUUCAGCAACAUACUUAGCUUUUAUUAAGACCAUUAAUCACACCUACAGAGGACCCAGCCUGGCCUCCAGUCAAAGCUUUCCAUCUUCAAACAGAAUGUCUCCUUUCCCCGCUUUUAUCAUAUCAUUUGGUUAUUUCUUCUUUUUCUCCCCAUUUUCACUGCCAUUAUGAUACAACAUGUACUUUUGACUUCUGGAAAGCUCUGUUUAGAAAGUGCCUGCUCAAUAACAGAAAAGUGCAAGCUAAUAUCAGGAAAUAUCUAUUGUAUGUCCUCCAAAAGGUUGCUAGUUACCUGUUUAUUUUCCUAAAUUGUGUGUUAAAAGUGAACUUGACGGUGUUUAACUUGAUCUGAGUCUAAGCAAGAAGCUCUAAUUUGUCAGUGGUAUGAAUGAAUGCUCAUGGCCUGAUUGACGCUGUGUUUUGCUUCAUGAGAUAAACCAGUAAUUACAAUAUCACUUUAUGCCCCACUUGUGUGUCAGUUUUGCAGUAUUAUAGUAAGAAACCCAUCAGCCUCUGUGUAUGAAAGGCAUUGUCACGAGUCUAUUCAACAUCCCCCUCGCUGUUGGGAGGACGAUGUGUUUUCUCACAAGGACUCACUUUCUCUGUCAUUCUUCAAAGGAAUUAUCUUGCGGCAUAUAAACAAAAGCAUUACCCAACAGUUUUUCAGAGGACAAAAUAGCUGUCACUUCUUUGUUUUUUUUCUCUCUCUCACACUGAUGCGCGCGCACACACAUGAACACACACUAACAGUACACAAACGUACACGUUCAGAAACAGCCACACUCUAUCUCUCUGUACUUAUGUCUUUGGGAACAAGUAAAUCCCUCCCUUAGAUUUUACUCAGGGUUGAAGAUCAGAGGGAUGGUAUGUGGAGUGAGAUGAUUGCUGAAACGGAGUUGUUCUUCUGCUGGUGAUCGUGUACAUUUGUGUGUGCAUAUGUAUAUUUAUGUAUCUGUGUAUGUAAGGGAUACUUCAGUUGUUCAUUCACUAACAGAGUAUCUUCAAAUGUUCAUGUUCUUGAUUGAUGCACUCAAGUGCGAUGCUUCAUCAAGCUGCCUUUGCAGACAUUUUUCUACAAGAAACUCCAAAUCCAGUAUUUUAUAGGAUCUUGUUGGAAGAUUAUUAGCUAAAUUGAAGGCAAGUAAUAGGUGUUAUUUCUAUUAGAAUACUUGCUCUUGUGUUAAACGCACAGAAUUCUUGAUACAAAUAGUUCUUAAAUAAAAAGUGGGUAAUGGCCAUACAUCAUCUCAAUUUCCUUAAGUAAAAAUAUAAAAGUUAAGAGAAAGUAUAUUCAAAGAUUCACAAUUGGACGACCUCUGUUAUGCGUGUUUAACAUGUUUUCUGAAUUUCCAUCAUACUGAGACACAGCCACAGUUAGGACUGUCAGGAGCAUUUGUGUUAACAAACAUCCUCUUAAACUGCGCCCACUCACAUCAGCACACUCAUAAAGAACACUGCUCUGGCCUCCUUUUACACACAUAUAUAUAUAUAUACAUAUACACACACAUACAGUCAGAUAUACACAUAGGUCAGCAAAUGUGCUCAUCAGCACACACACACACACACACACACACAGAGAAUACAUACUCCCGAAAUACACAGAUUCCAGAUAACCCAUCAAUAUGUUCAUGUUUUUGGAGAGGAUGGUGACUGUAAAAAGAGUAUAUAGAGUAGAAGAAGUUAAAAAAUAUAUAUAAAAUUAAGAAAUAAUGCCAUAGUAGACAGCUGGUAGACAUGCGCAGAGAUGGCCUCUGUUCUCAUAAAUCCGCCUAGAAAUGAAUGGUAUAACCUUUCAGGCCUUGUUUUGAGAGGGUGUGGCCAAACACCACAUUGCAUGCUAGAAUGGUAGACCCUCAUAGAUAAUCUAUGGCUAGACCUCUCCUCGCCUUCUUCUUAUUUCACCCUGUCUUACCUCUCUCUCUCUCUCUCUCUCUCUCUCAUUUCCUGCUCUAUUCCCACCUUGCCUGCUAUUGUGUUCUCCAUGCCAAUCUCAGUCUUUCAUUCCUCUUUUAUUUUUUGUAGCCUAGUUUUUUAUUUGUUUGUUUUACAAACGUGCAUGCACCUGCAUCACUAAAUUGUUGAUGUUUUUAAAAGAAUAUUUUGUUGCUGAGGCCAUGCAAAGUGUUUUGAAUAUUGCCCUUAUAUGUGGAAAAUGUCUUCUGAAUGCUUUACAUAAUUUCUGCUGUAAAAUGAAAUCAGAAUAAAAAGAAAAUUUGCACUUUAA
This is a messenger RNA of Pungitius pungitius (ninespine stickleback), 9271 nucleotides long. Its product is annotated as calmodulin-binding transcription activator 1-like. The record is from RefSeq and is a predicted model, not a curated record. Gene Ontology annotation, cellular component: nucleus. Gene Ontology annotation, biological process: regulation of transcription by RNA polymerase II. The transcript is spliced from 21 exons. Gene Ontology annotation, molecular function: protein binding; double-stranded DNA binding; transcription coregulator activity. NCBI's taxonomy places the organism in Eukaryota, Metazoa, Chordata, Actinopteri, Perciformes, Gasterosteidae. Bases 102 to 4910 code for a protein of 1602 amino acids.